GACGCACACAACUGCAUCCCCGAGCUGGACAGCGAGACAGCCAUGUUCUCCGUGUACGACGGGCACGGAGGAGAAGAAGUUGCCCUGUACUGUGCCAAGUAUCUUCCUGAAAUAAUCAAAGACCAGAAGGCCUACAAGGAAGGCAAGCUGCAAAAGGCCCUGGAAGAUGCUUUCUUAGCCAUCGAUGCCAAGCUCACCACUGAGGAGGUGAUUAAAGAGCUCUCUCAGAUGGCUGGACGACCCCAGGACGAUGAAGAUGAGAAGGAGAAGGUUGCUGAUGAAGAUGAUGUGGAUAAUGAGGAGGCUGCUCUUCUGCACGAGGAAGCCACCAUGACCAUCGAGGAGCUUCUCACACGAUAUGGACAGAACUGCACCAAGAACCUCAAAACCAAGUGCUUAGCUCCGGCCGCGGAGAGCGCCGCCGAGGGGACGGGCAGGCAGCACCAGGGGGAGUCAAACCUGAACGGCGAGGCCGAGACCCAGGAGCGUGGAGAGGCAAAGAACGGGAAGCCAGAGGAGGACAUGACGGGUAUUUCCUCCAGCUCAGCCAGCGCUGGAGGCGACAGCCCUGCCCUGCAGAAGCCUGAACCGGGCAGGGGUGACGAGGCCGUCACCUCUUCUACUGGGGAGGCCGGGCCCUCCUGCUCCUCCACGGGGAAGCCCCAGCGCACAGCCAAAUCCAAAUUUUUUGAGGACAGUGAGGAUGAGUCAGAUGAGGUUGAGGAAGAGGAGGAAGACAGUGAGGACUGCAGUGAAGAUGAGGAUGGUUACAGCAGUGAAGAAGCAGAGAAUGAAGAUGAUGAAGAUGACACUGAAGAAGCAGAGGAGGAUGAGGAUGAAGAGGAGGAAAUGUUGUUACCAGGCAUGGAGGGGAAAGAGGAGCCCGGCUCGGACAGCGGGACGACGGCGGUGGUGGCGCUGAUCCGCGGCAAGCAGCUGAUCGUGGCCAACGCCGGGGACUCGCGCUGCGUGGUGUCCGAGGGGGGCAGGGCCCUGGACAUGUCCUACGACCACAAGCCUGAGGACGAGGUGGAGCUGGCCAGGAUAAAGAACGCCGGCG
This is a messenger RNA of Merops nubicus (carmine bee-eater), 1060 nucleotides long. It is a transcript of the gene PPM1G, whose product is annotated as protein phosphatase, Mg2+/Mn2+ dependent, 1G. The annotation marks the transcript as partial. Gene Ontology annotation, molecular function: cation binding; protein serine/threonine phosphatase activity. Gene Ontology annotation, biological process: protein dephosphorylation. The transcript is spliced from 7 exons. Gene Ontology annotation, cellular component: nucleoplasm. The record is from RefSeq and is a predicted model, not a curated record. Lineage: Eukaryota; Metazoa; Chordata; Aves; Coraciiformes; Meropidae.